Molecule: messenger RNA, 6518 nt
Organism: Ectocarpus siliculosus
Lineage: Eukaryota; Phaeophyceae; Ectocarpales; Ectocarpaceae
Source: the annotation of a GenBank genome assembly
AUGCAAUCAAGUCUUCACCGCUAUGAGCGGGCCGAGGAGAAGACGGGGCCUGUGCCCAAGCCGCGCCCUGCGAACGCCUCCACCGGCGUCUUAGUCGAUGAGAAGGAGGAACAUCAGGCCGGUCUGCAGGACAACGUCAGGAGGCCGGCCACCGAGUCGCUGGUGCACACCAAGCUUAUCGCGGAGGGUCUGUUCGACGUGUCGAGGACCUCUGGCGGGCGAGGUACCGGCACGAGCCCGUUCGAUCAGUUCGCCGCGAACAUCCCCCGGGUCAGCGGCAAGAACCCAGACGAUCCGAAGCGGUCGCCGGAUGCUUUCGAUGUGCUUGCAAAGGUGUUCGACUUUCAGCAAGAUUCGGUCUUGAACCAGCGAGACAACGCCAUAUCCAUGCUGGCUAGCCGCCUAUCCAGGGCUGUUGGGCAUGAGCUUGAGAACCAAGUGACUCUGCAGGAUGCCGGUCUCGUCCUGGAGGCCUUUCGAGGAGAGCUUUUGUCCAACUACACACGGUGGUGUAGCUUUCUUGGCGUGACCCCGGUCUCGCUGCAGCCGCUAUUCACACCCCCCGGAGGCGAAAGAGCGGUAGAGUUCGCCAUGGCUACGGAGGGCGCGCUCAUGCUGCUCAUCUGGGGAGAGGCGGGCAACCUGCGCUUUUGCCCCGAGUUCCUCUGCUUCCUGUACCACAAGAUGUCCCACACGUUCAGGACCGUAAUCGAGGGCAAGUCGCCGGACAUUACGGUUCCCUCGUACCUCGACGAGGUAAUCACCCCGGCCUACAGCCUCUUGGCGGAGCAGCUGUCCAAGAUCGGGCACGGAGUGAUCGACCACUCGAGCGUGAGAAACUACGACGACUUCAACGAGAUAUUCUGGCAGGAGGAGUGCCUCAAGCUCACGAUCGCCACCAUGUUCGAGGGGAAGACUCUCAAGAAGAAGUUCCAGAAGACUUUCGUGGAGCGACAGAGCUGGCUGGUGCCCAUAUUUCACUUCUGGAGGGUGUACGCGCUUCACAUCAUGGGGUUGCACGUGAUGAUCGUGGGCGCCAAGUGCCAGCAAGACUUGGGGGAGUGCAGCUAUGCCCAGUGGGCGUCGACCGUGAUCACGCUCUACGCGUGCUCGUUCGUCAGGGACCUGUGGGACAUCAAGCAGGCGGCGUACGUCUUCGGAGGUCACCGGGGACCCUUCGGGCAGCUCCUCCUCAACAUCCUGCGCGGCGGGCUGAAGGCGGUCAUCACUCUCCUCCUCGUGGUCAUGUACUGGUCCGACAGCGAGUUCUUCCCAUACACGGCCGCCGUAUUCUUCGUCAUCGCCGCUGCGUCGGAGGCGGUGAUGCUGACGGAGCUGUGGUGGGGCAUCGCCUCGUACGGCAAGUGGGGCACUUCCACGGAGCGCAGCUGCGCCGGCGGCGGCUUCGCGGCCUGCCUACCCUCUCGCCUACGGCAACUGGGGUGGUCGUUCAUCGGGAGCAUGAGCGGAAUCAACUCGGUCAACCUCUACACCCAGGUGCAUUCCCUUCCUCCGAUAACGAAGAGGGUGGCCUACAUCCUGUUCUGGGCUCUCGUCCUCACUACCAAGAUCCUGUUCAGCUACUUCGUGGUGAUCAAGAAGAUGACUCUGGCGACCUACACCCUCAACGAGGCUGAUCCCACGGACUACGACUUCGGCGUCCUCGGCACUCUCGAAGACACCGGCAACUACCUCUACAUCGCCGCACUGUGGCUGGGCAGCGGCCUCAUCUACUUCCUCGACAUGCAGAUAUGGUUCGUGGUGUGGGCUAACAUCGCGGCCGCUUGCGAGGGCGUGAGGCGGAGAGUGGGUGAGCUCCACUCUGGUUCGCAAGUGGUGCGCGCUUUCAGCCAUCUUCACAAGGAGUUCUUCAACUACUUGAAGCGCGAGAUGCAGAGCACGACGAUGCACACGCGGUUCGCCCACGUGUGGAACGAGAUCGUCGACGCCAUGCGCGAGGAGGACAUCCUGUCCAACAGGGAGCGGCUGCAGCUGCGCUACUUCCUGAUCAACCUCCGACUGCCCACCGCCGAUCCCAACGCGCGCAACGUCAACUUCGCCCCGGAGGCUCAGGAGGGGGAGUGGGGGCCCCUGUUCACGCUAUUGCCGGAGUUCCUCAUGUCGGGAGCGGUACAGCGCGCGGUACAGUCGGCUUCUGAUUUCGGGAAGAAGAUCGCAGACGACGUUGCGGAGAUCAAGCGCGAGGAGAGCCUGGCCAUGCACCAGUCUCGCAACAACGUGGUGAGGGCCUCGGGGGUCUCAGUCAACGACCGGCAGGCCAACGCCAGCAGGCUGCGCGCCAAGCUUGCGUACCACCAGGCGAAGUUCCUCCUCACCAACGGGAACGACCAGGUGUCUUCGGAGAUGGUGCGGCAGCUGUCUGCCACCGCCUUCAUCCUCAUGGACGCGCUGUGCAGGAACGAUGAUCUGUCUCGCUCGCUCUGGAACCUUCACCGGGCUCUGUUUGCCAGCGAUGUUGGCCAGGGUGGGAAGGGCAUCGGAAAGUCGGAGGGCUGGAUCGCGGCGCUGACGAACUUCAGCGACAACAAGGACAAGCCGGCCGUGAAGGUGGUGGCUUCCUUCAGCAAGAGGAACCUUCUCUUCUCCGUUCAGAACUUCCCCGGCUUCGUGGCUGCCAUGAUCGAGCUGGUCAAGGCCCUGAACAAGCACGUCACCACCCCCAACUGGAACAAGGACGUCGCCGCCAAGCUGGACAAGAUGGUUGAGGCGCUGUUGGCUCUGCUGGAGACGAAGACCGACUCCAUCCCCGACAACACGGCGGCGAACGCCUUCCUGAAACUUCUCCAGAACGUUCGCCUCAACCUGGACGCGUGGAGGUCGUCCUUCAGCGAGGCCGGGGGCGCGGCGCCGGGAGCUCGGCCGUUCAAGUCGACGGCGAAGGAGUUCCUCCGCCGGACACAGGUGUUCCUGGAGGCGCCCGGCAACUCGCAGCCCGGACUGAUCAAGGGUGCGGAGGCCCGACGGCGGAUCACCUUCUUCGUGAACUCGCUGUUCGUGGAACAGCCCAAGAAGAGGAAGGUUCUCGAGAUGCCCUCCCUGACCACGCUGACGCCUUACUACAACGAGGACGUGGUGCUGUCGAUGGAGAGCCUUCGGGAGGAGACCCAGGACGGUGUUACCGUACUCGAGUACCUCAGGCAAGCGACCAUCACUAUAUCCAUCUACCCGGACGAGUUCGACAACUUCGUGGAGAGGAUGCGAGUGAUGAGCACGAGUAAGAGCAAGAAGUACCUGUUCGACCUGGACGUGAUUGACCCCAUGCUCGACGUCGUGCUGGACACGGAGCUCGGCGCAGACCUCUCCCGAGACAGCGUGUUGAAGCGGGUGGAGAGAGCCAUCAUCACCGCCGUGCAGAAGAAGCGGAAGAACGACGGGCUCGACCCGGUGGACCCAAAGGAGGUCGAGGAGGCCGCCAAGGACGUAGACGUGGACGACAUGAUGCUCCAGCUGCAGAUGUGGGCGAGCAACCGGGGGCAGACCCUCUCGCGGACGAUCCGCGGGAUCAUGUACUACAGCCAGGCAGUCCGCCUGCUCGCGGUGGUGGAGAACAUUUCGGAGUUCCAGCCCCAGGAGACCGGCUACAUGUUCGGAAGCAGCGACCGCCCGCUCAACGACGAGGAAGCGGACGAGUUCCAGGGUCACGACAUUGGUGACGCCGUGAACGCGGUCCUCAAGCCGAAGCGACCCCGCCGCACCGAGAGCGGCGACGGCGGCGGCGGCGACGACGCGGCCUGGCGCCUCAAGUUCUGGCAGAGGCACGCCUCCGGCACUCCUACGAAUGCCGCCGCCGCCGCCGCCCAGCAGGCCGGCGGCGGUGACGGCCGCCACAUCCGCAGCCAGACCUCGUUCCGGCACUUCUUCAACCGCAACAAGAAGUCCGACCUCGAGGCCACCCUGGACCAGGACCUGCAGCAGCUAGAAGACGGCGGCACGCCCGUUGUCCACAGGAGGUCGGCGACUACGGCGGCGGGCAAUAACAACCAGAGGGCGGGCGCCCAAAGGACGGCCCAGCGCAAGGGCCGUUCCCCGGUCCGGCCCAGGGGGGUCGCCGCGGGAUCGGCCGAGGCCGGCGUCGUAGAUCUCGGAGAUAUCAAGGGCGGCAAGCUCAAGGCAGCGGUGAAGAGGGCAUUGGCGGCGAGCAGGAGGGAGAAGGAGGCGGCCGCGAGGCGUGGGCGGCAAAAGAGGCGGGAGGAGCAGGAGCUCGGAGACUUCCAGGGUUUCAUCCAGGUGAAGGACCCGGCGCUGGACAAGUCGUGCGUGGAGUACGGGCUGACGGCGGAGCUCGCGGAGACCAAGUACAGGUGGGAGGCCGGCGGUUUGUCGGUUUCCAAGGGGCGAGACACAGGCGUAUCCCAGGUGACGGGGUUCACAGCCAAGAUCAGCAUGGGUAACGGCAUGCAGGCCCGGUCUAGGGAGGUUGGAAGACUGGCGUCUCAGUUCGACAUUUUCCGGCUGCUUUCGUUCUACUACAGCAGCGUCGGCGGCUUCAUGAACCAGGUGCUUCUCAUGACGGCGGUCUUCCUUUACGUGUACGCGAAGCUGUACAUCGCGUUCGACCCCGACUUCGUUGACACGGUCGACGACGAUGUGCUCGAUGCCAUCUCCAGCCAGUUCCUCUUCCAGCUGGGUUUCCUGCUCAUCCUCCCCAUCCCGCUGCUUCUGGCCGUAGAGCAGGGCAUGCAACGCGCUGUCUCGACCCUGUUCAACAUCAUGCUCCGCCUGGCGCCCUUCUUCUUCAUCUUCUCGGCCGGCACGAACGCCCACUACGUCAACAGCGCCGUCAUGACGGGGCAGGCCAAGUACCAGGCCACGGGACGCGGCUUCGUCAUCGCCCACGAGUACUUCGUGGACAUGUUCCCCCUCUACCUCACGAGCCACUUCAACCCGGCCUUCGAGCUGCUGGUGGUUUUGAUCGUGUACGCCAGCUUCGCGACGUCCGGCUACUUCCUUGAGACUUUCUCCGUGUACCUGCUCAUCAUCGGCCUGCUGUGGACACCGCUGGUCUUCAACCCUAACGGUCUGGACUUCACAUACGCCAGCCAAGACUUUACCGGGUGGAUGGAGUGGAUGAACAGCCCCGUGGAUGACCCGAAGAAGGGCUGGCUCUCGUGGUACAGCAGGGUAUUGGAGGAGACGAGGACCGAGCUUCCCUUCGGCAAGAAGCUGCAGGCCAUCUUCCGCCGCUCACGGCUGCUGAUCCUCGUGUACGGCUUCCUGACGGCCAUCGGCGAGGACUACGACGGCGGCAUCGACGGCGACGUGUGGCCCGGCUCGGUGGUGGUGGGCACGUGUAUGCUGAUCGUCGUGGGGCUGCUCAUGUGCCAGUCCUGGAUCCGCUCCAAGUGCUGCCCCCCCAAGGCGCUCAAGGGAGGCAUUCAGGCCGCCAGGUGGGCUCGUCUGUCGAAGCUCUUCAUCCUGGUGGGCGUUAUCGUUGGCGUCAUCGUGCUCACGGAUUUGGACAUUCUCGAGAGUAUUCGACAGUUCAUCUUCUACAUCCUGUCGUUCGUGAUCCUCAUCUACUACGUGUCCCAAAUCGUCGUGCUCUUCAUGGAAGACGCUCUGAGGAACGUGGCCCUGGUUAACCUGGCGUUCAAGUCAGUGCACCUCAUCACGGGCAUUGUGAUAAUUGCCCCGGUGCUGCUGCUGAGCUUCUUCCCCCUCUUCGUCGACCUGCAGACGCGAAUGCUCUUCAACGAAGACUUCUCCCAGAGGUUCUCCAUCGCCAAGAUCUUCGCGAGACAGAGCAACCGCCGCCAUGUAAAGAAGAACGACUAAACGCCGGUGGUCGUCCCACCAUCCUCGCCGCAGGGCGGAGCAAUCCGACCGUCAUGUCGUGAAAGAGGAGCGGUUAGGACUACUAUGAUAGUAGUUCCGGCACAGUCGUUCCCACUUUAAGGACACCCACGGGGUUACUUGAAAAGAACCGUGCCCUUAGAGCGGGAGAUGUGUCCUUAAUGCCCCCGUGCUGUUUUAGCAUUCUGCGGGGCACCAUGCUUCUGAAAAUAAUGGUGUCGUUGAAAGCGGGGAGCGUCCUUAGGUGGGGACGACUGUACUAUUUAUUAUUUGCGUUACUUUGAUUGUUGUAGGGGAAGUUCGGUCCCCAUUGGAGAUGGUAGUUGAUACUUGAUAUAAUAGUUGCAGGGGAGGCUAGGGGAGGGCUAAGGGACCAAGUGUCAGGCGAAAGGUUUUGAUUGGGCGGUGGGCAAGUAGUCUGGAUCGUGGUGCGAACAGCGGUUGGUUGCGUUUGUUCCAUGGCGGGGGACUUUCCGGAUGAAGAAGGAUGGGAGUAUAGCAUAGAGGGGCCUGUACCGAGUUGGGCUUGCAUGAAUACGGCGUGUUGCACUCUCGUUGUUUUUGGUGUAAGAGCCCGGUGUUUGUUAGUAGGCCUUUUUCUUUUCCCGGCCAAAAGUUUUUGCUUGGUUCCCGUGGACUAGGCUAGGUAAGCUUUUUUUGUUGGGUGUCUAUGGUUGUCUGCGGGUAUGUGUUGCCCCUGCUGG